CCCUUUGGUGAAAAGUUUCAUUUUUGUGGUAAAGGAGAAAGCUUUUUGGUGUUUGGUGGUGAUGGAGCAGAAGCAUGUUCUGUUGUCAGCAUUGAGUGUUGGUGUUGGGUUGGGAGUGGGUCUUGGGUUGAGUACAGGACAAGCUGUUCAGAAAUGGGUUGGUGGAAGCAAGCUUGAUUCUGAUGAGAUUUCUGGGGACCUCAUUGUUCUUGAGCUCAAGAAGCUUCUGCUUGAUGGCAGAGACAGCAGAAUCACAUUUGAUGACUUCCCUUAUUACUUAAGCGAAAAAACUCGAGUGUUGUUGACAAGUGCUGCACAUGUUCAUUUGAAGCAUCUUGAUUUUUCCAAGCACACCAGGAACCUUUCUCCAGCAAGCAGAGCUAUUUUGCUAUCUGGUCCUGGAGAGCUAUACCAGCAAAUGCUUGCCAGGGCUUUGGCACAUAGCUUUGAAUCGAAGUUGCUGUUGCUAGAUAUUAAUGACUUCUCAGUGAAGAUGCAGAGCAAAUAUGGAUGUCCAAGAAAAGAACCUAAGUCCAUAUCAGAGAUGACUUUCGAGCGAAUGUCCGGUUUAUUUGGUUCCCUUUCAAUCCUCCCUUCAACUGCUGAAACUACAGGUACUUUACAUCAACAAAGUGUCGAUGCUGAAAGUUCGAAAAAUGUUUCAAAACUUCGGAGGAAUGGCUCUGCUGCAUCUGAUAUAAGUAGUGCUGCUUCUCAUUGUGGUGUAGCAAGUCCAGCUCCUUUAAAGCGCACAAGUAGCUUGUGUUUCAAUGAAAAGCUAUUUGUUCAGUCACUUUACAAGGUCUUGGUUUCUGUCUCAGAAACUGGUCCCAUCAUUUUAUACAUUAGGGAUGUUGAGAGGCUUGUUCUACAAUCACCAAGGUUAUACAACUUGUUACAUAAAAUGAUAAAGAAGCUUUCAGGAUCUGUGAUAGUACUUGCUUCACAUUUAAUAGAUACAGAAGAUGAAUGCAAAGAAAUUGAUGAAAGACUCACUAUGGUGUUCCCAUACAACAUUGACAUAAAUCCUCCUGAAGAUGCAACUCAUCUUUGCAACUGGAAAUCUCAACUGGAAGAGGACAUGAGAAUGAUUCAAUUCCAAGAUAACAAAAACCACAUCACAGAAGUACUCGCAGCGAAUGACAUCGAUUGUUAUGACCUGUCAUCAAUAUGCCAUGCAGACACUAUGGUACUCAGUACUUACAUUGAAGAAAUUGUGGUAUCUGCAAUAUCUUACCAUUUGAUGAAUACCAAGGAUCCUGAAUACCGAAAUGGAAAGCUAGUUAUAUCAGCCAACAGUUUGUCCCAUGGAUUGAGCCUGUUCCAAGAAGGCAAGAGUAGUGGGAAUUUGAAGACUAAUGAUUCAAACAAGGAAAAUGCUGAUGGCAUUGCCGGAGCAAAUGUUCGGUGUGAUGGCCAGGCACCUGAAAACAAAAAUGAAACAUCUAUCCCUGUAACAAAGAAAGAUGGCGAAAAUACUGCUCCUGCAAAAGCAGAAGUCCCUGACAACGAGUUUGAAAAGCGCAUUCGACCAGAAGUUAUUCCUGCAAAUGAGAUAGGAGUUACUUUUGCAGAUAUUGGUUCAUUGGAUGAGAUCAAAGAAUCACUUCAAGAACUGGUCAUGCUUCCUCUUAGAAGACCAGACCUCUUCAAAGGUGGACUUCUGAAGCCAUGUAGAGGCAUAUUGCUUUUUGGACCUCCUGGGACUGGAAAGACAAUGCUGGCAAAGGCAAUUGCGAAUGAAGCCGGAGCUAGUUUCAUCAAUGUAUCAAUGUCCACCAUCACUUCAAAGUGGUUUGGAGAAGAUGAAAAGAAUGUUAGAGCUUUGUUCACACUGGCUGCAAAGGUUGCCCCUACUAUCAUCUUUGUUGAUGAAGUUGACAGCAUGCUUGGACAGCGCACUCGAGUUGGAGAGCAUGAAGCCAUGAGGAAGAUCAAGAAUGAGUUCAUGACACAUUGGGAUGGACUAUUAACUAGACCUGGUGAACAAAUUCUGGUUCUUGCUGCAACUAACAGGCCAUUUGAUCUUGAUGAAGCUAUUAUAAGACGAUUCGAGCGCAGGAUUAUGGUUGGUCUUCCAUCUGUUGAGAACAGAGAAAUGAUCCUGAAAACUCUCCUAGCUAAGGAAAAACACGAAAACUUAGACUUCAAAGAGCUUGCAGCCAUGACAGAAGGAUAUACUGGAAGUGAUCUUAAGAAUUUGUGCAUCACCGCGGCUUAUCGACCUGUUAGGGAGUUGUUACAGCAGGAGAGAAAGAAGGAUAUGGAAAAGAAGAAAAAAGAGACAGAAGGCCAAAGCUCUGAAGAUACAUCAGAGAAUAAAGAAGAUCAUCAAAUUACUCUGAGGUCUUUAAACAUGGAAGACAUGAGACAGGCAAAGAGUCAGGUGGCUGCUAGUUUUGCAUCCGAAGGAACGGUUAUGAAUGAGCUGAAACAAUGGAAUGAAUUAUAUGGAGAAGGAGGUUCAAGGAAGAAGCAGCAACUCACUUACUUCCUUUAAAGUGUGUGCAAAAGCUGGUUUAUUUUGUGGACUUUGUAACAUGAUCUUAAGGGAUAUAUACCUUAACAAGGGAGAGGAGUGCUUCAGAGAAUUCAAAGUGUGCCCGAGUUUCCCACAGUUCAUAGAUCAUAAGCUAAGAUCACAUUAGCUUUAAGGGCAGAUUAUGUAUCCUCCAAUUCCAAAGGAUAUGUAGAAAUCAUGAUGUAUCAAGGUUUUAGGGAAGGGGUUCUAAAUUUAUUGUUUGGAUUGUUUACAAAACAAAUCUAGGACUAGUUGAAUUAGGGGAUUCUACUGUCAUGAGUGGUUUGGAAGAUGCAAAUGGAUUUUUGGGAAGUAGGAUUAAUCUACAUCAGACCCUCUUUUAGGUAUGCAUUGCAUUGUAUGAUAUCAUAUAUGGACAGAAUUUUCAGACAGUAGAAUAUAUACUGCAUUGCUUAGAAAUUUGUUGAAUGGAUGAUUUAUGUCAGUUUUUCUUGGAUUCAUAAAA
Arachis duranensis is the source of this 2987-nucleotide messenger RNA. Its product is annotated as calmodulin-interacting protein 111. The record is from RefSeq and is a predicted model, not a curated record. Lineage: Eukaryota; Viridiplantae; Streptophyta; Magnoliopsida; Fabales; Fabaceae. Gene Ontology annotation, molecular function: ATP hydrolysis activity; ATP binding. Gene Ontology annotation, cellular component: mitochondrial outer membrane.